Molecule: messenger RNA, 4382 nt
Organism: Ilyonectria robusta
Lineage: Eukaryota; Fungi; Ascomycota; Sordariomycetes; Hypocreales; Nectriaceae
Exons: 4
Coding region: 385-3891 (1168 amino acids)
Molecular function (GO): metal ion binding
Source: RefSeq, a predicted model, not a curated record
CGCACAGUUCACCACAUCAGGCAUCUUCAUCGCAUCCGACGAGGAUCCCCCAUUUUGCCUCGAUAACGCCGCUGUCGCGAUUCAUUUAGCAGCAGACCUCCAGCUGAUUGAUGCAUAUGUACACGGAACCCUCGUACGAACCCGAGCCUGCGUUUCACGACAUCAUCAAUUUGCCCCAGCCGAUAAUUUUGAACCCCGUCGCAGUGACGAAUAUUCACCCUUUUUGAGCAAAUCGUCCCCCCCAACCUAGCCGCUGCCCGGGUUGCUGAAAUACAGUGCUUGCUUUCCAAAGCUUGAUGUUGUAAGGAGCACGUCGACACACGCGUCGGUCGAACGUGUAUACUAGACGGUGUGAGGUGGCCUACGCGCCUUGCCGCCCUUGCAAUGAGUCAAUAUGGAUCUGGUUUUGGCCCUCCCCAGGGUUACCAACCGCCGGACGCCUAUUCGCACGCGCCGCCGCCUGCGUAUACUGCACCGCCAUAUCAGUCGAGCGAAACCGCCCAAACCCAACACCCUGGACAUGGAAGGGUUACUCUGGAAUCGUAUGAGUAUAACCGUCAGGCGAUACCAGGCUUGGGCUUAAACUUUUCCAACAAUGCUGUGAAUUGGCAGCAAGCUUGGGCGAAUGGAGCACCACAACCUGAGGCGGAACGACCACAAGCAGGACCGACCGAGCGCAUCCCGACCAUCGAACACGUCGUGAGAAGUCCGCCGGCAAUCCAAACAAGGCUGACGGCUAACCGAGUCGCCGACAAUACUGCGGAAGAAGGGGAAUUGAGUGAAGGAGAGUUGGAAGAUAUUUACGAACCUGGCCAAGUGGAAGAGCAGGCAAGUGGUCGCCCUCCUUCAAAUGGCCUACCUCUCCUGCCCACUGCCUCUUCUCUGCGCCACCCUGGUGAGGUUCCUUCACAGCCACAAACUUAUCGUGCAGUUGGGAAGGAAGCCUCGACUGCACGAUACUGGGACCCAGAGCAAUCAGCACGAGAGCGAUCUGGUUCAUAUUCCCCGUAUCUUUCCCCACGAGAGAUUCACUCUAACGAUCAAGCAAACUCGCCAUCAGAUGGUAUUGAUACCCCACGAAGUCAGAUGAAUGAGGACAGAGUCGAGAUUUCCGUGUCAACCAAAUCCAUGCACGUGGACCAGACCGAACGGCAACCCGGCUUGAUGGAGGAAUCAACCAACAGAUCCAUCGACGAGGCCAAAAGACGAGCUCAAGACGCAAUUCUCCGUCUUUGGCCACUGAAUAUUCGGUACCAGAACUACCUCGAUGAAGGGAUUGACAGGCAACUCCUCGACGGCCUCUUUACGGAAUUGGGUCUCGAUUCAACCAGAACGAAAGCUAUCGCAGAACUUCCCACCACGUCCCCACCGAUACAGCGUAAAGAGCCCCCGAAGGAAAUUCCCCAUGUGCAAGAUGACGGAAAAGAAUCCGAUCAUGCGAAUGGGCACUUGGACAGGGCUACAAAGCCAAAGGACAAGUCCGAGGAGCGGAAGGAUCGAAUUGCACGGCUGUUAGCGGCCAAGGGAUCGAAGUCCGCCGUUGCCAUUCCCGAAGUCGCCGUCCCCGGAGUUGCUGUCCCCGAAAUCACUACUGUACGGGUUCCACCUACGGCCCCCAGUGCUAUGUUGCCGAAUAAGACGCAAUCGGAGAAGUCGAAAUUAAUCCAGCAAAAAAUGGAAGCUCUAAAGAAGUCUCGGGCGAACAAAACCGCUCACACCGAGGGCUCUGCCACACCCGCUACUGACAACAACGUCGUGAAACCUCCAGCGCUAUCAAGCGCACCUGGUUUGGACAAUGUACCUGGGCCUUCUGCCUCGGCUAUCAUGGUCGAUCAACCUCCUGCAACGUUGGAAAGGUCCGAGUCCCACGGUGCUCCUUCGAUUCCAGGACUAUUUUUAUCAUCUACGCCCCAGGCAUCUCCGGUCGUCAAUCAACGCAAACGACCUGUCGCUGCUGAUUUAAACGAGAACUCAGCCUCCAACGCUCAUAAACGUCCGUUCGGCCAAAACAGAGAGUCGCGACCAUUUCUUAUCGAUGUCAGCGAUGACGAAGAUGAUGCUGAAAUGGAGAUCGACUCCCCUGAACUGCGACCUUCUUCAAUUCACCGUCCCACCACCCCCACUGAGAAAACGGCAUCAUUUCGCGACCAUCCCGCGCUCUCAGACAACUUAUCCCAUCGGCAGUUAUCUAGCCCUAAAGCCGUGAGCACGCCGACUGGUCAGGGUAGUAGUGGAAGCAGCAUGUAUGAUUUGGAGAGCAUGAACAAGAAAAUUGAGGACAUGAAGCGCAAAAUCGCGGAAGCCGAAGCCCGUAAGAAGGCAAAGCUGUCAAGCAACGGGACCCCUUCUGUCCCUCAAUCACAGGUCCAAUCCAAGGAGGGAAGUGUGGAUACAACACAUAUCGCAUUGCCGACACCUGGAGUGAUGACACCGUCAGGGACAGACGCUGAAGAGGACGGGCGGUCAACCCCAUUGCCUUCUCAACCAACACCAGAACAAUCAAGGAAGUUGGGGAAAGUACGGGGGCAAAAAGGACAGACCAAAUCUCCUCUGCGCUCUCGUGCGGCCAGCGCACGGUUGCCAGUUCUUGAAGCUUAUCGAAGCGAACAGACCCGGCAGCUAAAACACUUGCAAUCCGAAGUCGCUAGAAUCGAAAAAGAGAUUCAAGCUAGUUUGCAAGAAGAAGAGCGGCUGCGAGAAGAAGUCAUCGAGUCAGAGCCAGAUGCGGAAUCACAGGAUGAUUCUGAAUUAGAGGACUUGUCAACUGAGCCACAUAUCGGGCCCCAGUCCACGGACUCCCAUCUCGAACAUUCCAUAGAAACGAUCAACCGCGUUUUGCCAACGAACGAAAAGUUGGAGAGCCAUGGAUCGUCCAGCAGGGAGAACCCCAAUGUGUCGACCGAUGCAAGAACCCAUGAUCAAGUUGUUGACGUCACAGGCGGCCAAGGAAUCGACGAGGAGACCGGUUACAUGCGACAUGAUAGUGUUGCUGACUAUACCGCUGCCUCCCCAGAAGAUGCCCUGGCCCCUGUAGAUGGCACUUCGGCCGCUGGGGAAGAUGCCCAAUCAGGCGAGAUAUCCUCGGACCCGGAGACCGACGUUGCCAUGGAAGAGGAUGCCGAUUCGAGUAGCGAAGAGGAUAACGGAGGGUCAUUGGAUGGCUACGAGCCAACCGUGGCGGGUGUUGAGAUCCCCAACGCUCAGUCCCCUGCAAAGUCGGCCUCCUGGAGUCCUCCCCCUCCAGGUGAAGAUGCCGUUCUGGAGACUAGUGAUACUGACUUACAGGGUGUUUCCGCAACCUCGCCUGUUACUCAACCAAUCUCAGCAGCUGAUGGAGGCUCGGCCUCGGUGUCUGAGUCUGGCAGAGAAGUAGACCUACUCCACAACGAAGAGUUGACUCGUACCCUGACAUUGAAGCAGGUUGAACAGGCAACAGAGGUCUCGGACUCUGGAGCCUCCAAGUCCACGUUUGCCCCGUACGAAACGCCUCUUCAAUACUUCCGCGCAUACCGAUUUCACCCCAAGUUCAAAGAUUCUAUUGCUGGGGGGCUUCGUUCGUUAACCUACAGCAAUAAGAUCGAUGUCAAGAGGGAAGUAUGCCCAGAUCAACUUGCUGGAGCUGUUUGCCCGAGAGGCAAUCAGUGCGAGUUCCAGCACUUUGAAAACAUGAAAGCGCCGGAUGACCAGAUUCUGCUUCAACUUGGCGCCUAUGGUAACUACGAAGGAGAGCAGAAGCAGAAGUACAUUACUGGGCUUCGAGAUUUACUCACUGGAUUCCGCAAUCGGAAGAUUAAGGACUUCCAGGCCAUCAGCGAGGGAAUCAUCGAGUAUCGAGCCCAAUUCCACGGCGACAAGACGAAGAUCCUCCCCUUGGGCAGCGUCUCCAUCUGACCGUCAGGCAGAUGUCAUGUCUCUUGACCGAAGCCUUUCCCCCUUUUCGUAAUCCCAGCCCGUCCAUAACUCGUAUGAUCCAUACCAUCCACGGCCGUUGCACAUACCCGGUCGACUGGUGGUCAUUAGUUUGUUGCACGGCUCGUGAGCAUAGCGUCUUCAUUUUAUCUCUCAUCUAGCAUUUACUGCCCCCUUUGGCGAGUUCCUUUACAGCAUACGAUACCCUCUUGUGUCAUCUUUUCUGGUGGCCUUUCUUUGCAUUCUUGCAGUAGCCUGGCGUGGGUGGAGGGCAGAUUCAUGGCCGGAGCAUGGUGGGAAAUAAGUGGAAAAAAAAGAGAGAGCAAGGAGAGAGGAGCCAUUCCUGCUUGAAAAAGAAAUCAACUGACUUGUUGAUGGAGUUGCUUCUUUACGCAUCAAGGAACCGGACGGUUCUAGCGCAAAGCUGAUGUAAGAGGUAGAUAGGUGUGUGAAUAUACUUGAUCUGGAUUCAA